Porites lobata is the source of this 29277-nucleotide messenger RNA. The record is from the annotation of a GenBank genome assembly. NCBI's taxonomy places the organism in Eukaryota, Metazoa, Cnidaria, Anthozoa, Scleractinia, Poritidae.
UCCAAAUUAAAAUCGCUGGCGGGGGAACAAGAAGCGAGCGCUGACUAAAUGAAGUUGUCUUACUGCAGGAUCUUGCAAAACUUACAGUGAGUAGCUAAAUUUAAGGCCCUUGGAAGGUAGAAAUGAUGGUUUUUGCAUUUUAGUGAUGGCUGACUACAUUGCUUGCUUAGCCACUGUAAAGUGGGUAAAUGUAGAUUGCGAGACAUCCAGCUGCUCACGCAAGCCGAUGCAUUUUAUGUUAUACAGGUCGCAUUUACGGCAAUAUGUUCCUAAUCUUUGUAGUCCAUGAUAAAAGGUGCUAACCAUAAAGUAAUGGACACUCAUAUAAAAUUGUAAUUUGCCGAAAACUACGUGAUUACGGAAUUUGGCUUUAAGUGUGUUCGGUCGACCAAUGCUUAUUUAUGGCCGUUCCGUAGUUAUCAACCAGUCAUUAUGGGUCAGUCAUCUCGUAUUUGAUUUAUUUCUGACUGCAAUAAAGGUCUUAGAUUGGACGCAAAAAAAAAGACUAAUUUACAUCACGGGGACUUUAUAAAAGUAAAAUUCGAUAAAUAUGAAUGCAAAUCAGUUAUCAUUUCAUGUGACAGUGUGGCAAUUGUCUCGAUGACCAAGUUUCUUUGUUACAAUAUUCAAGGCACCCAACGACUGUUUUCUGUAAAAUAUCUGUUCGGAGAAGCAAAUUUUGACUGGAAUUUUCUAUUUCUUGAGGAAGGCUAAAAAUUUCUGCAUGACUGUUCCAUUCAUGUGAUUUUCGGAAGUUUAAUUUUUCACACUUCACUGCCCAGGUUAGGCUAUUUUUCGCAAAAAAGUAAACCUAAAAUUUUUGGAUUUAAAAACGUGAUGGAGAGAGGAAUCAGAAAAUUCUUACUUUCGUUAAACGUUAAAUUGGAUCUAAACAUUUCUGGGAAAUAAUAGUGAAGCCCUUGUAAUUUCGAAAAGACUUAAGUUACCAAUCAAGAUGACCGAACAGGUACAAAUUUUACAGCGCCGCUUAGAAUGCAUUUCUAGAGAUCUAAGUACUUUGGAUAGCCUAAAAAGUGUUUUCAAUGUAUUUCGGAGGAAACCGUCCUUGGAUGCUCCUGAAUAUUUAACUCUAUCUAGUAUGUAAAGUUUUUAAACUUUUAAGAACAUUUCGUGCAGAUUUACACUCCCCCAAUUAACUUACCUUAAACAAGAUUACGUAAAUACUUAGUAUAUUUCAUUCAAAAAUGAAAGCUUUGUAUGUUAACAAAAGAUUAUAAGGCCAUUUUUUGUCAUUUUCUUUAUUUUAUAAUAUAUCAUUGAAGUUCAUUUGACAUGUUCUUACAAAUCAAACCCGCGCCAAUAUAAUUUUCAAAUGGGACCUAAUAAUAGGGACCUUAAGCAACAGCGUUUUUGAGCGACGGACGUCAACCGGAAGUGGACUUUUUACAGCAUUGGGCUGUAGUUUGGUUGAAACCCUUAGGUAGAUCGUCUUUAUAGGAGAAAAGAAACUCAGCACUACAAAUUUGGUAGUGUCCAGGCAUAUAAAAAGGGAGAAGGCCUCACUUCCGGCUUACGUGCGUCGCUCAAAAACGUCUUUGCUUAAGCUCCCUAAUGUAGGCUUUCCUUCCACGUCUCCUUUUGCUUCAGGGUAAGACUAUUAAGGGCCUGUUUACAUGGAGUGGGGGACCCCGGUCUAGUGGGGUUGGUUUCUUUUGUUUUCACGCUCUGGGUGGACACAAAACAAAAGAAACUUACCCCACUAGACCAGGGUCCCCCACUCCAUGUAAACAGGGUCUAAGAGUACAAAUUUAUGCAAAAUUCGUGUCUAUGUCCUAAUACUAAGGUUAACGUUCAGUAAAUACGUUGCAUUACCAGACGCUACCACGAACUGGGUUUUACUUCAAAGCACUUGAUGCUGUGCAAGUCAGAAAUAACUGAAGCGAGGGAUCGGAAACGUAGGCUUUCUUACAGUAACUGGUAUAUCGUUACUCUGUUCGUAUCUGGUGCAAAAAAUUCUGAAAGAAAGGUUAUUGAUUUUGUCACGCACAUUACAUGUAGACGACGCUAAAAUCUCGUACAACACAUUUCACAGGCAGAACAGACUCGUUUGAAUUUGAAUUUUACGAGAGAAUGCUGGGAUUGAACAAAAUGCAUCCCAAAUUCUGUCUUUUUCACUAGGAUUCCAAAUAACAUAACUAACCUUAUGCUUGCUUUAACUGUCUUUUACUGUCUGUUCGCUUAAGGAUCUAUUUGGAAGGCAUUUUGGCGGUUUUAGAUUUCGUGUUGUACUAAAGGCAGGAAAUUGUUGUAUGCUAUUGAAUCUGAAUACCUAAAAAAUGAAAAAGGUUGACGAGAGAUUCUCUUGUUUUCUUUAACAGCAACUGAAAUCGUCGUCGAGUAAUCAUGGGAAUUACAGUGUCUAAAAGAAAGAAGAAGAAGAAUGUCAGGAACGAGGAGGUAGUUUGCUGUGUCAUGGUUCAUUGAAAACGUAGUUAUAAGACUGGCAUGGUUAUGAAGCCCAUCAAACUCCUUCUUUAUGUGGCUUUUGUGGACUCAGAGGUGCACAGCCUUACAUAGCAUUCUGACUAACCAAUAAAAACGUCGCUUUAAAAUAUUCCGUUACACUUGGUGCAAAAAAACAAAAACAACAAAGGAUUGUACACCAUCACACAGUUUCCAACAUAAAUUUUUUAACAACAUUGUUGUUUUCAAAUUUGACGCUUGCCCGCGGCUUUCAUAACUUGUGUCCUUUAGUAACUAUUGUCAAAGACGGUGAAGCUGACUCACUGAUACUAUUAUUCCUAGAGUAAGUUAAUUUUCAGGUGUUAUAUCACUUUCUAAUAAACUUUACAUCUGUGAAAGAGAAAUUUAAUUGCCAGGCAUACCAAAAAACUUUUGCAUUAGUCAGUCAUGCGGUACCAUUUUUCAGUAUCUUUCAAAACCUGGACCAAGGCACACAUUAGGUUGGGUUGUAAAGGACAGAGUCAAGUUUGAUUCAGCCUCUGCACUAAGCAGCUGAAUCCUUUUGGCACUGAUAGAGCUUCGCUAUAACACAUGUCAGUUCAGUCGAAAAGAAAACCUUGGAAAAUUCCCAGAGUAGACUGAACAUUUCAGAUUUCUGUAUUUACCCUGUUUUAAAUAAGUUUCAUGAUAUCGCUGGCAAGGAGAAUGAAAAGCAUUUAUCAAGAUGGCAUUUUGUAAUUUGUAGGCUGGGGAGAAGCAACGAGACCCCAACAGUGCUAAUGGUGAAAGACAUGAGGACGAAAGGGAAGACUCUGCAGAAGAACAAAUGUUCGAUGACGGAGAGGGAGAACAACCGGGGCAAGUAGAAGAGGAGGGCAGCGACAAUGACAACAAAAGCAAUGAGGCCGAAGAUGAAGAUGAUGAACCACAAAACGAAGAAGACGAGAAGAAUGAAGAAGAUGAUCGAAAAGAAGAAGAAGAGGAGGAAGAAGAAGAAAAAGAAGAAGAAGAAGAAGAAGAAGAAGAAGAAGAAGAGGAAGAAGAGGAAAACGCGAAUGAAGAAGAGAAGAAAACAAAAUUGCUUGCUAAUUACAGUGAAAAGCUACAGAAGGCCUUGAUGGGGGACCUUAAUAGUGACUUUCCAGAUAAUGUCAAGAUUGUUCGAAUCUUCACCAGCUCGACUUUCACGGGUAAAUAGAUUACUUAAUAUCGGAUUAUUGUGGAUACAUCAGUGUGCCAAAGAAAUGAUGGUCCGUUUAUAGUCUCUGAUUCAUUUUUGAUUCUUUACAUUUGUUUGCAAGUAAUGUAUCGAUAGGUGAACAACACUUCUUCAUUUGCAUAGUAAGGAAUGUAAAACAUACUGGUACAAGCACAACCAAAGCAUCGGACUAUCACAGAAUCCAUUUAAAUGAUUUGAGUACGAUUUGGUACUCCUUGUUGCAGCGCAGCGUCCUUGUGGAAACCAUGUAUAUGAGAAUAAAGUAUCACUCCCUUUUCAGAUACUUCGGUGGAGCGUAACACCCUGAUGGAGCGAGUGUACCCUCGACUCAAGUCCUAUUGUCAAGAGAGAAGCUAUGACUUUCAAGUGGUGGACAUGCGAUGGGGGGUCCGAGAUGAGUCUACUGAUGAUCACAUGACCACUGAACUCUGCAUGAGAGAGCUGCGAGCCUGUCAAAAGCUAUCCACAGGACCAAACUUCAUUGUAAGUUUAAUAUCUGCAAGGAUCUGCUAUCUAAAUACCAGGAGUGAGCCAGUCAUAGAUCUUUGUUAGAGAGUUCAUAAUGUCGUUUUCCAUCCCAAGACAAUCUUAGAAUACAGACCCCUUUUAAGGUGAGUCCACCUGACUCGAAUCUCGACAGAGAUUCACAGAGAAUAGAAAAGGAGCGUCAAAAGGAGUGCGCCUUCAAGAAAUGAGCAAACCAGAUUUCUCAAGAACUUGUAAAAGUAUUAUUCAAUGUUCGGGUUUAUUUCAUUUUCAGACGUUUUUGGGACAAAAGUACGGCUACCGUCCCUUUCCAGCCACAAUUGCUGCAGCAGAGUUUGAGAAGUUCCUUGGGGCAAUUGACACAAAAGAAGAUCUUCAACUGCUCAAACACUGGUUCUGGCGAGAUGACAACGCAGUUCCCGCUCAAUAUUUGUUGCAGCCAAUUACGUCAUUGCUGCCUGAUUAUCGCAACUUCGAAAACAAAGAGUUACGUAAGAAGGCGUCCUCUGAUUGGUGGGCAGCGAAUGAGAGAAUGCAGGUUGUUUUGAGAAUGGCUGCUGAGAAAGUUCUGACAAACAAGAGAGAUCAACAUAAAUACCAACAGUCAGGUACAUUAUAUCUAAAUUUAAGAUUAACUAAGAAUAUUUGCCCAUAAGAUUUAGAGAUCGCUAUUGUUCCAGGCUAGGAGUCCAUGCCCGGGGCUCCAGUCCCAGCUCGGUUCGGGUUUACUGGUCAUACGUUUUUUUAUUCACAGCACGACUUUCUAAAGGUCCUGUUAAAUACUAACUUGUUUGAUUUUUUCUUUCCAGUAACUGAGGAUGAGAUCCGACGAGGAAUCAUCAACACACCCAGUCCAUCAAAACACUGUUUCUGGUUCAAGAGAGUCAUUUUAGAUCUCACUGCUAACAUAGAUGCAAAGAACGCUGGAAAAUUCAUAGACAAGACAUGGGGGGAGAUUGCAUCCGUAGAUGAAAAUGCUCAGAAACUUCUGAGCACCCUCCGUGAAAAAGACCUUCCACGUGUCUUACCUAGUGAAAAUAUCAUGACGUAUGAUGUCAAGUGGACUGAACAAGGCGUGGACCCCUCAGUGUCACCAGAACAUGCCCAGUAUAUAGAGAAACUCUGCAAAGACUUUUAUUCUAUUCUGACUCAAAUGAUAGAUAUCGGGAUUAAAGAUAACGAGACCUCUGACUCCAGAGAUUCUUUUGCUGAAGAACUGUUCCAACACGGUUCAUUUUGCCAGAAGAAGUGCAAAUCAUUUUAUGGGCGAAAGGAAUUUCUAGAAGCCUCAAAGAAGACAUUGCUGGAACAUGACAAGCAUGCUGUGGUACUUCAUGGGGAGUCGGGCUGCGGGAAAACGUCGAUCGUGGCCAAAAUUGCCAGCGAAGUCAAACAAUGGGUCGAAGAUGAAUCUUCAAUUGUCGUUUUGCGAUUCAUUGGUACUUCGCCCGAUUCAUCUAGUAUCAGACCUCUUCUAAGGAGUAUGUGCAUCCAACUGUGUAAGGCAACCGGAAAUAUACCUGGGAAUAUACCAGAGGUAAUUGUACAUACCCGUAGAUGAAUUAUAGACUGCGAGCAGUCUCUCUUUUUCUUCAGUUUUAGUGAGAGCAAUGCACGCGCGCGGGAGCGGCGAAGCCGCGAGACGCGCGAAACGAGGGCGGCAGCCCGAGAAGAAAAAAGAGAGACUGCCCGCUUAGCCAGAGCCAAUGAAUUAAGCGUUGGCCUCACGACGAAAAAUAGGAUUGGCUGAUUUGUGAAGCGUUGACAACAAACUGUCGACAAUCGAAACUAUUGACAAGUUGAUGAUGGCUGAAGCACUGCAGGAAAGUUUGUCACGUUUCCCGGAAAAAAAAAAAAAUCAGAUACGGAGCAAAGAGAAGCAUAAGAAGGUCUCAUCUCUCCGGGUACUUGACGUGAUCGAGCAAUUUAAAUGCUCAAAGCCUCUCUUCACUGUCAAGGAACGCUUUAGUUCCAAAACGGUAGUCUUACUUUAGGACUUAAAACAGAAAGUAGCAUAGACUGGAAGACUAGACUGUUUAUUUUAUAAAGCUAAAACAAUAGUAAUUACCAACGGAUGCACUACAGGACAUCGCGCUAUAGAUUCUCAAGAAAGAAAGAAAAAACGAAAAUACAAAUCGGCGCCCAAAGAAUGAUCUUGAGUGACUUGCAGCGUUGGCUUAGCUCUAGUUAAGCUGCAAUUAGGAUAUGUAGAACACUGUCCCGUGAAAAUUCAACAUCCUGCAAACAAGAACUAGGCCACGGGUGAUCUCAUUCAAACAUAAAGCACAGGAAAUGAAUUAUUAAUAUAAGAGAAAUAGACCAGCUUCAUGACCUCUAAAUGUGAGACCAGCGGCCAAAAUUAAGAUUUGCUCAGUCAAUUAGCUUAGAAUCGACUCUAACUCUAUGCACUGCAUAAGCUGCACUAUAAAAAAAAAGUAGAAAAAUAUCUGUUGUUCAAGCAAACUCUAAAGUCACGUUUCACGUGCCUGGCCUGUCAACACUUCAGUUUUGACGCCAAAAAAUCACUAGACCGUGAAAGACCAUUCUCUCUGGCUUUGCGGGUAGUCUCUCUUUUUUCGUUCCUCUCCCGUCUCGCCCCAUCAAUCACGCGCGUGGGCAUUUGCGUGUCUCGCGUUUUGCUCGACAGACUACAGAAAAAAGAGAGACUGCUCGUAGUCUAGAUGAAUUACAAUAGGAGGCAUUUUCCCAGUCCCAGCUAUUACUAUUGUUUUCGCUUAUUUUAUUAGGAAAGAUUGGGCAAGUUGUUAACUUGAAAUGAGCGAUGGGAUAGACUAGAAACCUGACUAUCUAGUGACAUUCGGAUGACUUCUGUAGAACUGGUAGAACGCGGAUACUUACAGAGUGACGCAUAGCAAGCAAAAUCAACUAACAAGGCUGCGGGAGCUUCUCCAAGGACUCAGAUGUUUUCUUGUACUGUCUUAUUAUCACAAGAGCACCCCCUCUUGGCAUACCUUUCUUAUUUGAGUUCCGUCUUUGUCUUCGUGCCAGAUGUUUCCUGCAUUACUGACAGGUUUUGAAAUUCAGACGAGGGACACACGUUCCCCCUUAAGAGGGCCUCAUUACUGAUUUCCAUAGAAUAAGUUACUUGAGAGCUACAUUUGUUCAUACGAUGCCAUUAAUUAACAGUGAAUCAUGUAUCCUUCUCCGUUAAUUACCACACCUAACUUUACCAUCUCUCUGAAUUUUCAUGGCUCAAAACCUCAAAGAGCAUGCUAUUAGACCGAUCACUUACGGAGUGUAGUUUAAUCUCUCGCAGGACAUGAAAUCACUCAAAGACUACUUCCAAGAAUGUCUAGAGAAAUCGGCAGAGAACAGUCCUGUCAUUCUUGUUUUGGAUUCUUUGGAUCAGCUGUCUAUCGACGAUGGUGGACGCCAAAUCGAUUGGUAUCCAAGGCACUUACCAUACAAUGUGUACACUAUCCUUUCAACACUACCCGGACAGGAAUAUCAGGCACUACCUAGCUUGAGAGUAAGAUUAACAAAAGGCUUCUAAUGCCCCGUUUUGAGUAUCACAACAUCGUCUCAACAUUCUCACCACUUUUAUGCAUAAAUAUUUGCGUUUCCAUAGUCUGCGCAUGAGGUGAGAAUGUUGUAACGAUCACGAGGCUCAUUCGUUUUAUAGAAGUGCUUUGUUUAGUGUUAUUGUGCUGAAAUGUUCAACACAUGAGUAUACUACUGUGUUAAAUAGAUUUCUCGUCAUUAUAAUAGAAAGCAUUUCACAGCCAGUUAGGAGAGUACUACUUUAACUUGGUUUUUGUUUGUUUGUUAUCUUUUUCAUUUAGAUUUUUCAGUGAACGUACCCUGAUAUUACCGGUGCUUGUCCAUACUUAUGAUUAUAAUAUUGCUUGAAAUAUUUUCUGAUCAGUUUGUUUUAUUUUUCUUACUUUAGACUAUCCUGCCAAGUGAAUGUUUUCUUGAAGUACCCAGAAUCCCUCUAAACGAGGUAGAUGUCAUCUUUGAUAACUGGCUUAAGGCAGCAGGUCGUACCGUACUUCCAAAACAGAAAAGCUAUGUUAUGGGUGCCUUCCAGAAAUGUCCUCUUCCUCUCUACCUUAAACUUGCGUUUGAUGAGGCCUUACGCUGGAAGUCAUACACUCCCGAGUCUGAUAUUUGUCUUGAGCAAAAUGUGAGAGAGAUAAUCGAUGACAUGUUCCAACGAUUAGAAAGACGGCAUGGCAAAAUUCUUGUCAGUCACGCCUUGGCUUACAUUACCGCCUCCAAGAAUGGUGUGACGGAGCCCGAGCUGGAAGAUCUUCUUUCUUUGGAUGAUGAAGUCUUGAAUGACGUCUAUCAGUAUUGGACGCCGCCAGUCAGAAGACUUCCGCCGUUGUUGUGGAUCCGUAUUAGGUCAGACAUUGGAGACUAUCUUACAGAGAGAGGUGCAGAUGGCACUCAAGUAGUCUUCUGGUACCAUCGUCAGUUUAUAGAGGCCGCUCGUGAAAGAUAUUUGACAGCUAAGCAAGCUAAAAAGAUUCACUCUUACAUGAGCGACUAUUUUCUUGGCAAGUGGUCCGGUGGUGUGAAGAAGCCAUUUGAGAAUAAAGAGGGCGAAAAGAAGUCUAUGGACAGAUUGGUUCCUAAGCAGCCGUUGAUGUUCGACUCCCCGGAAGGAAAACAAAUAUUCAAUCUUCGCAAAUUGAGUGAAUUACCAUUCCACCUGUUGCACUCUGAAAACUUAGACGAAAUGAAAGAAGAAUGCCUUUGCAACUUCGAGUUUCUUUUGGCAAAGAUUCGAGGCACUUCCGUACCACAACUUAUGAGCGAUUUUUCCUCGUAUCUAGAAGUAAGGCCUGACGAUGAUGACGUUCAACUCCUGUACGAAUGUUUACAACUCUCAGCCUAUUCACUUUCCAAUGACAGAGGGCAACUUCCAACUCAGAUGAUUGGUCGUAUGUACAACUUUCUCCAGAGACAGAAGCAGUAUCCUCAUGUCUACAAGGUUUUAAAGGAGGCAUUAAAUGCGUCCACAGAUUGUUUCCUUCCAAACAGAAAGUGUUUGACGGCGCCAGGCGGAGCCCUUCGUUCUGCAAUUGGUCUGACGCAGUCCGGCGUAGACGUCAUCAGCAUGGGUAACGAUAACCGUACUAUAGCAGUCACCAGUCAGACCUCAGAGGGAUUGCUGAUCAAAAUCAUUGAUUAUCGCAGCGGAAGAGAACUUAGAAAAUUCACCAUCACAGAACCAACGGAUAUGUACCGAACAAAUUUCAAUCAACUUAGCCAAAAGGAUCCCGACUUACUUAUCCUUGCUGGAUCGAGUAAAAUAUUCCUUUUGAACACUUUGACUGGGCAGAUAGUCCAAGAAUUCGAGGUUACCGAUGAUGAAUGGUUUUCUUAUCAUCCCCAGGCUCCAGUACGUUUUGCAGAUGACGAAAAUUUGCUCGUUGCCAUAUGCCCAGACGCUUUAAAGAUUUGGGAUGUAAAAAGUGGAAAGAUGCUUCAUCGUUUACCUCUCACCGAUGUAAACAGCGAUGAUGAACUUGGAAGCCUGGACGCACGUGGUAACUAUGCUGUUUACAACAUUCGAGGAAAGAGCACAGUUCAUUUCGUCAAUGUAAAUAUUGGCAAAGAGGUAGAUAAUAUCACCCUCAAGUACCCAAAGACAAAUCGAGGGGAAGCCGUUUUUAUCAAGGAAGUCAAAAUAACAUCCCAAGACCAAGUGGCUGUGAUUCCAUCCUCCCUUGAUAACCUGCGUUUGUACGAUCUUUCCGGGAUUCUCAUUCGUGAGCUGCCUAAUUUCAAAAUGGAACAAGGUCUUCAUCGAUUGCAAAUCACUGACGACGGUAAGAGGGUAGUCACUGCCGAUAUGUACGAAAUCAUCACCUUGAAUCUGGAAACUGGGGAAGUAGAAAGAUGCCUGAGAAGCCCGAUUUUCCGUCUAGGAAUUUACACGCGCGAUGGAAACAAUAUAUUGGCGGUCGGUCAGGACAACAUUCUCCGUGUCUAUGAUAAAAGUCGAGAAGAGGACGACGAAAACCAGAAGGAGACUGUUAUUACCAACAUUCAAGGCAACACCGUUGCUGAUCAAAUAACGGCUAUUUCGCCUAGCUUUGACCAACGUCAUGUCCUAGCAACGACUAUCGUUCAACUUAGGAGCGGAAUCGAUGUGUGGGACGCUGUAAGUGGCAAGCGCGUUCGUCGACUGACAGGUCUCACUGUGUUUCCAAAUCCUAUACGCAUGUUUACCGCAACCCGUGGAGUUGGGUUUAUUUACGAUCAGAAUGUUCCUCAUUACAAAGUUUUCAACUUUGUAGAGGGAAUCAUCGAGAGAAAUCUCGAAGGAAAAGCCUGCAAAAGAAUGAAUGCUUUUGGGUUCAUUGACAACAAGAGGAUGAUGUCGUUUUCUCGUGGACGACGAUUUGUCAAAUUGUGGGAUGUCGAAACCGGAAAAGUGGUCAAAGUGGUCAAAUUCCGAGAAAAGCGACGCUUUGAGGAGAUGCUCAUCAGCAACAACGGGAAAAUGGUUGUUUGUUCCCAAGCAAGCCAGAUGACCCAGCACAGCGACAAACAACUGCACUUGAUAGCUAUUGACACAAACACUUUUACUCACAAGUGUUUGAGCUACAAAGGAGAACAGUUAUCAUUAUUCAAAGCCAGCAUAUCAGACGACGGCAAUUACCUCGUGAAUUUGGUUCAGUAUUCGCAGCCCCUACUUUGGGAUCUUCAGACUGGUAACUUGAUUUGCAAACUCUUUGACGCAGAAGAAUACGAAACAGCCAGUGCCGUGGCAGUUUCCGGGUCCUCAAAGACAGCCGUUACCGCAACGAAUGGCGUGGGCAUAAAGGUCUGGAGCGUGGAGACUGGCAAGAUACUAUGUACUAUUGCUUGCUCAGGCGUUUCUGAAGUUUAUGUUUCCCCUGAUGGAGAAGUUAUCAUAUCAAGAUCUCAAGAAGCAAACAGAUUUGAUGCAUGGGACAUGAAGACAGCAAGGCAGCUAGCUUCCUUCACGACAGACGGAUUUCCAAACCACGUUGAAACCCUUGGAGAUAGGGUUGCACUAGCGUUAGGAGGGAACCCAAAUCUCAUGGUUCUACGACUGCACCGAUCUGACCGUAAUGAAAGACUGCAGGAAGAGAAUUUGAAGUCGCCUUACGAUGGUUUGGCUUUGGAAUGCUCGAUUGGGGACUUCCAAGAGAAGCCAACCGCUAAAGAUGGCAUGGAUGAUGACAAAGACAACGAUGAUUCUUACAUUGCAUAACCUCUAACACGAUGAGAGAGGACGUCGUUCACAGGAAUGGCUUCAUAAGACCUGACGUUGCAAAUGCAAGCAAAUGGAUUGAGAUAAUGCACUUUAAUAUACACGAGAAAGAACACGUAGUCACGUAGUCUCGCACACGUAUCAUAUCUAUUCUAUACACAUACCGGGAUUUUUGAAAACUAGACUAGCAUACACUAUGUAACUUCUCUUAAAUCCCUCUGUCUCGGCUUGUUUACUGCGUUGUCUUUUUUUGUUUCUCUUAUUUUUCGUUUUUCCCUGGUUAACGAUUUGUCUAAAAGCGCUUUUAUACGGAAAAUCGUAAAUUCACUCUGUCUCACCCCCUACCUGAAUCCCCCUUGCUGACUCCACCCUUGGUCUUUUCACUGAAUCAAAUGACAAAUGACAGUUAUAUUUAACAUCGGUGCGCAAUUAUAGCUGAUUUUGGUGCGGUUUAAGGUGUAGCCUGAGAGCAAGCUUUCCGUUUGGGGAGUAUGCUCGUAGGCUGGUUUUUGGCCGCCACGGGCAAAGUUUCCGAAAAGCAUCCUUUAAAACCCCUUGAAGGAACUAGGCUCUCCAUUUGCAAGAUGUGCAUUGUCCUAUACUCUUACCGCAUUUCGUUUCAUUUGGCUCACAGGUUAUAAUAAACACUGAUAACAAGCUCCUGACGUUUAGGUGCGCUUUAUUCUUUGGCGGUAAGACGUCUUUGGCCUGAAAAAAAGAAAAUGCUGGUGGUCAUAUCUAUUCGGCGAGAGCUAAAUUGUUGAUAAUUGAUAAGUGAAAAAUCGUUUUGAUGGCGAGGCCUCAUGUUUUUCUCUUUCUACCUGUUAGUUAAUCCGAUAUUGUCAGCAAAGCAUUUAUCCUUUAAUUUUUACGAACUGACCAACUAAGGAUUAAUUUGUAUAGUUUAAGGCAAACUGUCCAAUUCAAGAAAAAUAGCACAGUUAAUUUGGUUCGAGCCAGUCAAAUGCCAGAAAAUACAACAGGCAAUACAAACUAGCUAAUCAGCGCAAAGUCCUUGUGACAUUACAUCAAAAAGUUGUUGGCUGAUGGCGAUUCGUUGGCGAACGCUCUUGGCCUCUUGCUGCUGUGAAUAUCGUUACGUGCUUUUGAUUUGCUGCUGUUUUGUUUAGGCUUUUUGUCUAGCUGGGUCGUCUAAAGAGAAAAAAAGUAUGACCAAACUGAUGAAAGUAUGUAUUGGAAACAUUCAACAAUUCUUGAAAAUGUACUGAGCACUGAACUUUGGCCGGUACAGCGAAAAUAACGAAAAGAAAACUAAAACGUCUGUGUGCAGACUGAGGAAAUUUUUGCUGGUGGAAUCCAUAUUUCUGAUCUUUAGAAUGCUGCCCAAGGAAUCCAGGAAUCCAGGUUUUCAAUAACUUGCCACUGCACCUAAAGGAAGUUGACUGUAUAGUGAUUUUUAAAAACAGAAAAAACACUGGUAAAUCUUUUAGAGGUUUCUUAGAGUCUUAAUUUACGCAGUUCCAUCGACAUUGGACAUUGUUUUUACAUUUUCUGAUAGUUGAUUUUCCUUUAAUAUUCUUUUUAGUUGCCCAGUGUAGGGCACCCAUUUAUAACAGCUAGUAUGUUGUUGUUGUUGUUGUUAUUAUUAUUACUAUUAUUAUUAUCAUUAUUAUCAUUAUUUUUCCAUAGCGUGGAAUCCAAAAUCAAAGACUGUAUGCAUGUCUGUCUCGGAGGAUUACCGGGUGUGAUUUUUGCGACCUAAACUCAAGCACUUAGCAGGCAGAGUAUGUAUCGUUCACCCUUGACAGAGUGCGCAUGCUACAGGGGUAAAAUAAAUUUGUUGUCCUGUAGAAAGUUACAAGGGGGUUAUUUUAAUUUACCUUUUUGUCCUUAAAAGGAUCAAGUUAUUUCAUUUUCAGCCCUGCUUACCCGAAGCGAAAAAUAGGUGUUGCUUUCCCGUAAUUCAAACAAAGCAAAAUGGAUCAUUUUUCAUAGUUUCUAAGAGUGUCGCAAUCUUAACUGGGCCCUUUUCCAAGACGAAAUCCAUUUUGUCCAAGUCUUAUCUACUGGACUAUUAUAGUCGGGGCCAGCAUUCACCUAUGUUUACCUUCCAAGCAAGCUGUAUUGCUGAUAACAGCCAGUGGCAGCUGGUUUUUAGUAUUUGCUGCCAUAUUAGCAAUCUCAUUUGUAUGUUUCAUCGAUUAAAAAGGCUAAAAGAUGGUCUUCCGAUUUCGUAACAUCGAUUUGUCCAUCGAUUUGCGUCUUGAAAACUCUUUAAAGCCGUUUUUAAAAAUUUGCCCACUUGAUUGUACAGUAAGUUUUUACUUAUGGACAAAACUGACAUUUCAAAACUGAUUUACAUCCCAUCGAUGCAGUUCAAGCAGUAUCUUGAAAUGGGCACAGCAAGGAACUGUGCCUUUAUUGCAAUGCACCGAUGACCCUAACCUGCGAUCAGGCGAUUUUUGUUGUUGUUGUUUUUGGCGGGGGAAAAAAAAAACAAAAAACAAAAAAAUCGCCUGAUCGCAGGUUACGAUGACCCCGGAUGCCUUGCCGCAUAGACCAAUUGGUAAAACAAUUACUUAUGUCUUGAUUACUUAUGACUCACUGACUCACUUAUCACCGGGUUUGAAUGUAAGAAUAGGCAAAAUAAGCUAACUUUUUUCAUUCCUUCAGUGAAGACUGAGUAAAGGCAAAUUGAAUUUUGCAGUUUUUAUCCUCCGAACUAUUUAAAGUUAAUUUUUGGUCAUAAUUUUUGAGCACAAAACGCAAAGUUCAGGUUUCUUGUCAAUGUAUAUUCAAAAUGGGGCUUAUGUAUCAAGUAUUGAGGCUAAGAUCAAAAUUUGCAUUUUAAAUAAAAAUUUUCUGGCAAAUCGCGGCAGAUCACCUACUGCCUUUUUUGUCGCGAUGACAAUGAAACUCUCCGGUGAAAACUAGAAUCGCCCAUUAAGACCAUUAACUAUGUUUCUGAUACUCGUCAAAAAGGAGAAGGAAUAGAAUGGUUAGUAUUUAGUCAUAAAAGCUUCGAAAAGUUUGUGACACACCGCACUCGACCGUAACGCUUGUUUUCAUAUUGAUCUUUAUUAAAUAAGUCUUUCGUGACAUAUUCCAUUUAUAUUCAAAGUAGUUUGCUAUCUGAGGAACAUGAAUUUUAAUAGCUUAGUCCAAUUAUUUUCCUAGUCGCCACCUUUGACUUUCACAAUGCUUGAAGCUGUAUGUUGACGAUCCAGAAACAUAAAGAUGGACUGAGAACGACUUUUCGUUAAAAAAGAGCGUCGUAACACCUUAAGGGCCGGCAGGUAAGCUCAGUUUAAUAUUGUUCGCUUCGUUUGCGCCAGGGACCGCCAGACACGCAAAGGUGCAAUAUUUAAACUAGAAUCGUUAGAUAACCAUAUGAUAUUCAGUCCAUCAAGUGAAAAGUACAAAACUAAGGCCACAUUAUAUUUGCCUUAACACGUGGUGAUAGCCGCUAAAAUGAUGUAAGAGACAGAAGAUCUAGAGAGGUGGACUUGGAUAAAGUUUUCCAAUUGUGACUAGUUAAGAUUAAUUUACAUUUUCAUCCAAGUUUCAUUCGCCAAAUCACGCAUCAUGCAAAUCAUGGUCUUACUGGUAAAAAGAAACAUCAUUAAUCACUUGGCUUGCGGAUUUUUUUAUCCAGCGACUUGCACGGAAAGGUCUUACACCUCGCCAUGAAGUGUUUAUUUUUGUCUUUUGUAUGUAUGGAUGUCUUGGCAACCAAUUUUAAACCAAAGAUGUUUCACUCUAAUGUUGUUCGCUAGUGUUUAGCUUUUAAGAUGACGCACUCUUCAGAUCUUUGUUUAAAAAUUAAAGGUCUUCUAAUAUUACCGUAAGACACAAAUUAAAGGGUGACACAUGAAAAACAUUACUUAAAUGCUAAAAUGGUUUACUUGUAUAAAUCAUCUAUUAUUCAUUUUCAACCUCGUACUCUGCUUUUAUCAAACAGAGAAGAAAAUUGAAGAAGGUGUUAUAUCAGGAUGGGCGUAGGAUCUUCCCGUUUCAUGGGCAGCCAGAGCGCACGUAUAUAUAUGUGUCGUGCGCAUGUGGGACCCAUUCAUCGCAUGUAACAAUCCACGAAAUCACGUUGUUUUCCGUCUUAGAAUGGACUGUGAAAUAUUCUUUUGAUAUCAUUCGAUCUGCACGUACUAACAAUGUUUGGGUAAAAACCUUGAGAAAUUAUGCUCCUAAAAACAAAUAUCAUGUCGGCAUGUAAAUUGACGAGUGUGGGAAGGUCCUAAAGCGCGCUCAAGCCAGUCAGCAGCGUGCACCCAUAGCCGCUAAAGGUAAAACGGGUUAAUUGACUAAUUAAACCAGAACGUGCGUUUUAUUUUCCUUUAUCUUACAGUCCUUAUAGAUGAUUUGGUUGUAUAAAUCAUGUACGUCAUCAUCAUGUGUGUUUCGUUAAGCUAAGUCAAGCGCUAAUUACAUACCCAUGACUGAAAAAAAUGCUUGGUCAAAUUUUUCUCUUUUUUCCUGGCGCUAUGCUAACAAGUGAACAAAUUUGCGAAUUGAAAAUGCAGCUUUCAAAGAAGUAACUGGAGCAAAAUCAUGUGAUCUCAUUAAUUAGAUGAAACUUUGUUUCUUUCUUUCUUAUAUUUCUUUGCUUUCACAUGAUUAGAUGUGUUAUGGAUUUUACAUCGUGAGUAAAGAGUAGCAGUACUGUCGAAAGGAAGAAAAAUCACAGUCUAGUUUAAGUUUAAUAAGUAUAAAAAUGCUUUACCAUCGACACAAUAAGAAUAAUAUAAUCUUAUUAUAGCUUACAGGCAUAGAAAAUAACAUUGUAUCUCUCUGAAUAUUUAUAUUCUACUAAGGGCGUGUCAGUAAUGGCAUUUUUUUCCGUGAUUAGUCCGCGUGCUUAUACUAGUGUUUGAUCAAAUCGUAGUGACUUCAGGUAUCAUUGUUCAACACAGAGUCUGUAGUAAGGCAUCACUUAGCUAGGUGGAUGCGAAUCUGGCGGCGGAAGAACACGUUAGGGCGUAAGUUAUUUAGAUUUCCUGUGUUCCCCAAAUUUCCUGCUUUCCUGCCUAGUCUGAUAUCAUGGGUGCAAUUCAAAAAUUUAAUUUGACUCCGAGGUUUGGCGGUGCUCUUUUGCCCGUAAAGUCCUGCCCAGUGGGAAUGCAGAAGAUAAUUUAGCCAGAUAAAUCACUGCUCGCUAUAAAAUAACCAUUAACCAAUCCAUAUAAACGCAUGAUCUGCCGGAUAGGGAUUUAUCCAGCGGAUAGCAAUAUGCACCUGUUAAAUGACCGUUUUCACGUUUCCACGUUUCUAAGUGAUCUUGACUAGUAGGAGGAAAUUAGAUUCAAUGUAGUGCUUGUGUAAAACAUUUCUUUUCGUUUGACGGCUGUGAUGCGAUCGUUUGAGGUUGUUUCAGUUGUUCAAAGGUUAAUUGUGACCUACGAAUGAAGGACUCAAAUGAAUUCAUUCACUGGGAAAAACGCCUCUGUUACCUAUAGCUGCCACCAGUAAACAUGGCACUUUGAAUUUUCAAUAAGUUUUCAGAGUUAUUGAAGUCAACGACCCGUGAACAUGGCACAGUGAGCCAUUUUGAAUUCGUGGACUUGUAAAAGUAGUUUAUUUUAUAGCCCAGAUCUUGUGAACGAGUCGUUAACAGACGACGACGACCAUCUAGGAGGUUAACGCAGGUUAAUGAUUUCGGCUCGGAGAUCUUUUUUUGUCGCUAUACAUCUAUCUAUCUUUAAUACGCUUUGAAACAGUUUCACGCUUGUUGUUUUGAUUAUUACUUGGGCGGUCAGACUCCACUAACUCCUGUAGCUUCUAGUGGUUAGUUGCGGUUGGAAACUUUCUCUUUGGCAAUGAAGGAUGUUCGCCGCUUCCAAGCUCGAUUCUUAUGCCGGCCUGACUGGGAGGUAGUCGCAGGUUUGCCUUGUGUCAACUUACGUGGAGAAAACGUUGAAAAGUGAAUUUGGGCUAUUUCAAUUAAACUUCAUCGCUCUUACUCCAUCUCGAUUAAUUGGUUAACUUUUAAAACAAAAAUUAAUUAACCAUAUAAAAUAAAGAAACUUGUCGUUUCGAUGGCUUCAUGUCAACAUUAUCAAAAGAUAAGAAAUUAACAUGAUUAAUGGUAAUAUUUAUAGAAAAAAAAAGUGCGAAGUGAAAAGUGCAUGUAAAUUUAAGCGAGUGGACAAAUCACAAUUAAAUAAAAAGUUUCGCACGGACGGAGGUCCGCUUGAAUGUUUAGCGUAGGUCUGUUAUCUCUUAUAAUCAACAUCUCGUAUAUCAAACUCUCUUACUAGUUUCCCUCGGCAUUUCUUGAGGAUUUUAAAUAAGAGAUGUUGAUUAUAAGAGAUAAAAGACCUACGCUAAACUCUCAAGCGGACUCUAACCGUGCGAAACUUUUUGUCUAAUUGUAAUUUGUCUAUUUUGACUCUUAAAUUUACAUGCAAUUUUCGCACUCUCUUUUUCUAUAUACAAAUAUCACCACGAAUGAUAAAAAUUUCUUAUCUUUUGAUAAUGAUGACGUGACGCAAUCGAAACGUCAAGAUUCCUUUAUAUCAGUAACUUUUGUUUUAAGCUGUAUCUCUAGAUCAAAAAUUUUGGCGAAUUUAUCUGCAGUUGAAUGCUAAAGGACAAUUUCUAAGUUCAGACAAAGAAAAUUAGAAUUAGGUAGUUCCAGGGGUAGUUCCACGUGGUAUAUUCGUGCAACGAAAUGUACCAAAAAACAAAAAUGAUGCACGUGCAGAGUUGUUGUUUGUUUGUUGUUUGUGCAGAGUUCUCGUUGCCGUCGCCGUCGUUCAGUUGCUUAAAGGUGAUAAACACGCGAGACGAUUCCCAACGACCAUUUUUAGCGCAACACAGCGUUGCAACAUUGUUGAGACAUUGUUUCGAAUAGUUACAACAUUGUUCCAACAUUGCCUAGCCGUGCUGCGCAAAAAAUCGUCGUUGCGAAUCGUCCUGUGUAACACCAUUGUGGAUGUUUCUAAAACGAGGAACGGGGAGUGGGAAAUGAGCACGUGGAACGGGAAAAUUAUUUUAAAAAUGGAAAUAAAGUAUAGAAUUGGAAAUGAAGUUACUGAUAGGGCUAGGGUUCAAUUAGGUUUUGUUCCCAUUUUUCAUUUUUCUGUUCCCCAUGCUCGUUCCUUGCUCUCCGUCCCCCGUUUCCCGUUCGGCGUUUUAGUAACAUCUCCUUAUUAUCCGUUUUACCCAGACGCUCUUUUUAUCAUAGAUUGCUUUUUAAUUUGUUGCCCACGCGAUUGACUUGUGGUGAUCAUGGGUGUGAUCCUCUCCAAGAAGACAAGACGUCAGAGUGUGCAGGUAAUACCAGCGACUGAAGGCGCUUAAAAUAGAGGUCCCAAGGGAACUUGACCUUUUGUCUCUUCAUAGUUUAUACGAAGAUAUCCACUUGAAUUAAACGUAAUUUGAAAGAAACGGUCUCUAGAGUAUUAUCACAUGGCCUGUAUUGGCGAAACAAAACAUACAAGCUAAAGAGGUCUAUUAGCCGGUGUCACGAUGUUUUGGUAUAUUUAAAAAAAACCCUCAAACAUCUUGGAAUCAUAGAAAAACCUUCAUUUAAAAGUAUUCUCCCAUAUAAUCUACAUAAACUGUAAGUCUGUUGGUCCCGUUAGCCUUUCCAUUCCAUAUAGAUAUAAAAUUUUCCUUCGUUUUAAUUUUUUUUCUUAAACACACUGUAAAAUUUUUCUAAUAUUGACAAUGUUUCAGUUUACAUCAUUUUUUAUGGCUAGGUUGCUUUAAAGCACGAGGAACCCAUGGAUCAGGCGAAACAAGAUGCCGAUAAUAGAGACAAAGAAAGUGACAGCGAGAGUGACAAAAACUCGACUGAACGGAACAAAGAUGACGAAUCACAAUCCGAAAAGAGCUCGCAGCAUGAGGAUGAUAACAAGAGCGAUUCCGACAAAGAAGAAAGUGAUGAUGACGAUAGAAAAAGCAAGAGCAGCCAAUCUUCUGUAGGUAGCAGAAGAAGUAGCUCCUCAAAGAAAGAAGAAGAAGAAGCAAAAGACGAAGAAGAUCUGCAACAGGGAGAUGAAAAUUCUCAAAAUGAUUUCGUGAUGAAUGAGACUGUUGAUAACUUGAGUUAUGAGGAGAAAGUCAAGAAAGCUUUGAAGGGGGACACGGAUUUUCAUUACCCUGAGAAUGUUAAGAUUGUCAGGAUUUUUACCAGCUCAACAUUUACAGGUACAUAAUAUCAAUCCGAAAAAUAAUUUAAAAAGAAAAACCAACCUCCAGUACCUUGUUGGAAAAAGAAAUUAAUGCACCAUAAAGUUAGCUUUUUGCUUUAGCUUGAUUCAUUCAGAAGUCAUUCCCCCGUCAGUUCACCUUGUCAAAUGCACCAUCAUCAGCAAUUGCCUACCUAAAACGACAGUCAAAACUCGCUAAGCUUAAAAUUAUCAAUUUAACCUUGGGAAGUUCACUUCUUAUUCUAUAGAUACCUCUGUGGAGCGUAACACCCUGAUGGAGCGCGUGUACCCUCGAAUCAAGUCCUACUGUCAAGAGAGAGGCUACGACUUUCAAGUGGUGGACAUGAGAUGGGGAGUCCGGGACGAGUCAACUGAUGAUCACAUGACCACUGAACUCUGCAUGAGAGAGCUGCGCGCAUGUCAGAAGCUAUCAACAGGGCCAAACUUCAUUGUAAGUUGAUGCAACUGCAGUAAACGUAACCCUAGUGCCCGCAACUGUUUUAAUAUGCCUUGUCAUUCUCUUCCAGACGUUUCUUGGACAAAAGUAUGGAUAUCGCCCUUUUCCAGUGAAAAUCACCGGUUCCGAAUUCGAAAAAUUGCUUGCAGCAGUUGACAAUGAGGACGAUCGUCAAAUGCUCAAAAAGUGGUUCUGGCGGGAUGACAACGCCGUUCCCGCUCAGUACCUCUUGCAGCCAAUCACGUCACUUCUGCCUUACUAUCGUGAUUACGAGAACGAAGAGUUACGUAAGAAGGCUUCUGCUGAAUGGUGGGCGGUGUUUGAGAGAAUGCAGGUUGUGCUCAGGAUGGCUGCUGACAAGGCCUUGGAGAAGGAAAGUGACCGUCACAAGUAUUAUCAGUCAGGUCUGUGUGUAUAGAUGAGAUUAGUACUAGUUGACAUAUAGGUGCUGUUUUCCUCUCAUCCGUGUCAUUGUAAUGCAUUAUGAUACUGGGGUGUUUUGGGGUUUUGGAGUGCCUGCAGCAGGCUUACAGGGCUUGAACGUAAUUAGCAGGGCUAGGAAAUAAAGAUUUCCACGAACGUCUGCGGAAUAAACGUUUAGGAAAAUAAAACCUUUUAAAUCAUUGUAUUUCGUGAUGAAUCAUUAAUCACAAUCAAAUAUGUUCACGGUGUGUGUACAUGUUAUUGCAGGUGUAAUGGCUUUCUUUGUCUUUUUUACCUAUAACUUUAUUGAUUCUAUUUCUGCUUUUGUCUUUAUACCUCGAUGAACUGUAUUUGUGUGUUGUAGUAUUGAGUGUGCGAGGUUUUUUAAAAUGAACUGUGGUGCAUUAAUCAAAAGAGAGCUUAGACCAAGACAUUUCUGAGAAAGGCGCGUCAACGGGAGGCGGACGUUUUGCAUUCUUGGGAAUUGGUUUUGUCCAAAGUUUGGGAAAAUCGUUUCUAUAAGAGUAAAGACACAUAGAUACAAAUUUGUUAGCGUCAUUGCAUACUGGGGCAAAGGUCUCACUUCCAUUUGACGUGCGUCACUCAAAAACGCUUUUGCUUAUGACCUCCCUGAUAGUUUUUCUGUUGAUCUCGAAUGUCUCUUUUAUUCAGUGACUGAAGAUGAAAUCCGCAGAGGCGUCAUUAAUGCGACCCAGCAAGAUAAGCGUUGCUUUUGGUUCAAGAGAGUCAUCACGGACCUCGAUGAUAAAUUAGGCGACUCCAGUUCUGGUAAAUUUCUUGAUAAAACCUGGGGUAAUCCUUCGACGAUCGAUAAAAAUGCGCAAGAUCUUCUCAAUAAACUUCGUGAAAAGGAUCUUCCAGAAGCUUUGCCCAAUAAUAACGUCAUCCAGUAUGACGUAAAGUGGCAUAGCAAUGGGAUAGAUCCAAGUACGUCUCAAGAACAUGCACAGUACAUCGAAAAACUUUGUACCGACUUUUACGGCACGUUAACGGAUAAAAUCAACCACGGAAUUGAGAAGGAUCGACUGAUCGACACAAAGGAUCCCAUAACCAAUGAGAUAUUCCAACAGGGAACGUUCUGCAAAAAUAAAUGCAAGUUAUUUCAUGGACGUGACGAGUUUUUGACGAAGGUGAAAGAGAAGGUAACAAGAGAUCGAGUCGCGGUCCUUUUUGGAGAGUCGGGGUGUGGAAAAACAUCCUUGAUGGCAAAGAUUGCCACCGAAGUCAAAAAAUGGGUGAAUGAAGAUUCAACUACUGUUAUUUUUCGUUUCAUUGGGACCACUCCGGAUUCUUCAGACGCUCGAUCCUUGAUGCGCAGUAUCUGUCAACAGAUUGUUAGGAUAGAUGCGUCAGAGGACUCAGAAGAAGAGAAAGUUCCACAGGUAAGGGAGAUCCAAGCACCUUUACAGCAUUAUUGCUUCAAUAAUUGGAGUUUUAAGUUAAAGAAAACUAACAGGAGAGGUGCAUUAGAAGUGUUCAGGUGUUCAGAGGUCUAACACUUAACGAUGAAAUCCUGUUCUGUUUUCAGCUUUCAUUUGAAAGCAUUUCAUAGUUCACAUGUUAAAUAAGACAGAAACAUUUUUGAACUUUUGCAGCCUAAAUAACUUAGGAAGAAAUUGCAAGUUGUAAACCAGUUUAUAGAAACAUUCCACUGGGCUUUUUCUAUUGGCAUUCCAUAAAGUGAUCACUCUCUUUUAACAGGAUAUUCGAUCACUGCUCGAGUUUUUCCCGAAAUGUCUGGACAAACAUUCAUCAUCUUCUACACCCAUAGUGCUGGUCCUUGACUCGCUGGAUCAAAUGUCAGAUGACGACGCUGGCAGAGAGUUGGACUGGGUUCCCAGGGAACUCCCAGAUAAUGUCUAUCUGAUCUUGUCAACACUUCCAGGGGAGGAAUACAUCUGCUUGCCCAAACUGCAGGUACCCUAUUGAAAUCAAAAUCAGCUAUGGUCCCUGUUUCAUCAUAAUUUGUCUUAUCUGUUUUAAACCUUUAAUGUCAUUGAACAGAGUUUGUGUCUUCAGUGAAGGUCAAUAUUUGAUCAUGAUUAACUGAAAUGAAACCUCUUGUCAUGGUUUUGCUUCUGCGGUAGAACAUGCAUCUCUGGGACUUUAAAUUGAUCAAACCACAUAAAAAUUUUAUAACCCAGCUAUUAUAUAUAAGAGCGAAACACCACUUAAUCCUCUGCCGGGUAUCUACUUAAAAAAUUACAAUGGGCACCCCCAUCCCAGGGCAAAAGCGUUAUUGGCCUUGGUUUUGUAUCUUAAAACUAUUCAUCUCACCCUAUACGUCAGAUAUUUUUCCGUGAGGUACGACAAAACCUACGGACAUGAUAUAACACAAUGUAUAUUUUUUCAAACAGGAAAAAUUCGACGAAGCAAACCUUCUAGAAGUUCCUGAGAUGCCAGUUGAAACUGCAAAACAAAUUCUUGCCAGUUGGUUGAAAUCCUCGCAACGCUGUCUACAAACUGAACAAGAGAACAUUGUUUUAGAAGCCUUCAAAAAGUGCCCAUUACCAUUAUAUCUUAAGCUAUCGUUUGACGAAGCAUGCCGUUGGAAGUCAUACACUCCUCCAAGCGAUAUGAAGCUUGCUCCAACCAUCAAAGGGAUCAUUCACAACUUGUUUGACCGAGUAGAGCGUCUCCAUGGUAAAGUGCUUGUUAGCCAGGCUUUAGCCUACGUCACUGCAUCCAGAAAUGGCUUAACAGAACCCGAGCUGGAAGACAUCUUAUCUCUAGAUGACGUGGUUCUCAAUGACGUAUAUCAGUACUGGACACCACCCAUUCGUCGAUUACCACCCCUGUUAUGGAUACGAAUUCGGGCCGAUAUUGGAGACUAUCUCAUAGAUCGCGGUGCUGACGGCGCUCAAGUCAUAUAUUGGUAUCAUCGCCAGUUCAUUGAAGUUGCCCGCGAGCGUUAUCUUGGAACCAAGCAGGCAGUCGGUAUUCAUUCCACCAUGAGUGAAUACUUCCUUGGAAAAUGGUCAAAUGGUGUGAAGAAAUCCUUUGUGGACAAAAAAGGGAAGAAAAUGUCCAUGGACCGCUUGGUGCCCAAGCAACCUCUUAUGUUCGACUCGGACGAUGACAAGCCAGUUUUCAAUCUUCGCAUGCUGAGCGAACUCCCUCAUCACCUGCUGCAUUCCAAUCAACUGCAGACCCUCAAGCAAGAGGGUCUUCUCAACUUUGAAUUCCUGCUUACGAAAGUCCGAGCGAUGUCAGUAGAAGCUCUACUCCAAGACUUCAACGCAGCUCUUUCUCUUCAUCCUGACGAUAAAGAGUUCGACCUUCUCAGCAAGUGUCUCGCCCUGUCUACACACCCAUUACGUGAAGAUCCUCGUCAGCUACCAGUCCAGCUGAUAGGACGUUUAUUCAAGUAUCUGAACAAAGAAGGUUAUCCUUACUUGAAGAAGGUUUUGGAAGCUGCACAAAAUCCGUCCGUUCCCGCUUUUAUUCCAAACCAGCAAUGCCUUACGCCUGCUGGUGGAUCUCUUGUCCAGUCACUCUCCAACGAAGAGUUCCACGGUGGAAUUGAGUACGUGAACUUUACCAGUGAUUCGAAAACAAUCGUAACAUGCAAUCGUGGUUCAGAAGGCCUCUGCUUACUAUAUCUCGAUAUAAGAAGCGGAAGGAGGCAACGAAAAGUUUGCUUUGAUGAAUCUGGAACGGAUGUCAAUAGCUGCUGGAGGGCGAUUAUCAGCCCAUUGAACGACGACAUCUUCCUUGCAUGUGGUUCCUCCGCAAAUAUGUAUCUCGUAAACGCCAGAACAAACAAAAUAUUGCAGGAGUACCAGCCGAUGAAGGAUAAACGCAACUGGUUUAGAGGCUUUCCUUCCGUUGCCUUUGCAAGCGAUGGAGAACUGCUUGUUGCUCUUGGCGACGCAAGCGUACGUGUCUGGGAGACCGAAAGUGGUAAACUCCUCCAUGACAUAACAGUCCCUGAUGUCAAUGUCGAAGAGGAAUUUGGUUCCUUGGACGCCCAAGGAGAGUUAGCUGUUUAUUGUCUUUACGGGAAGAAGACUGUCCAUGUUGUAAAUGUAAAGACUGGAAAGGAAGUUCGCGAGGUAAGUUGACAUUUAAAAUAUGAAGAAGUGAUCGUCGCAGUGGUAAUUGCAAUUUAAGCAAUUGCAAAUUAACCCGAAAAAAUUUUCGGGACUUCAACGGAACUCGAACUCACGGCUUGUGCGUUAGCGCUGCAGUGCUCUACCAACUGAGCUAUGAAGACCCAUACAUUGGGAGCAAGCCAAUUUGUUGAGUUCAUCUUGACCCAUGAGAGGAAUGAAACAUAGAAUGAGAAUGAUGUGAACCGCUACCAAUGUAUGGGUCUUAAGUUAACAUUGUCCAAGAUUUCUGGGCCCUUUAAGUGUUUGUUUAUGCUUUACCCUGCAGAAGACAUGCUAAAAAAUCAAUUUUAUGUCCAAGUUACAAGGCUGAACAGAUGUUCAUAACUGGAGGAAAAGCACAUUUAACUGCAAAUCGUAACAUAAUAGUGAUCUAACAAGUAUAUUCGGCUUCCCCUUUUUCUGUGAUAUUUCCUAUUGUUUUAAAAGAACUCUCAUUAAAAAAAGGAUGUCUCUAUAGCUGGCAAGUGUCCCGACCACCCUUAUCUGAAUUUUCUGGAUCCACUCCUGCCAUCUAUGCAUAAACUUGAUCCUGAAGUAUUGGAAUGGUCUCACAAUUUCAAUAUUUCAUUGUUGUUUCUUACGUAUCUUCGUUAUUUCUUUUCUGUGAAAUGACCAGAUAAAUAUUGACGUGGCAAAGGAAAAAAUCCUUGAAAAAUGGGAAGAAAGAAACGUUAAAGAGAUUCACCUGACAUCAAGGUACCACUUGCUGGCAGUAUCUGAGGCAUCGCUUCAGCCACAACUAAAAAUUUACAACCCUGCUAAUGGCCAACACGUAUCGGACCUUCCAGACUUUGGAAUCUCCUACAACAAUCGUCUUGUUGUCACUGAGGACGGAAGGUCUGUGAUCGCGAUCAGAAGUAAUCAUGAAUUGGUGAGAUGGGAUCUGGACAAUGGUGAAUCCACCGUGGUUGCUAGGUUACAGCCUGCCUUUGGCAUUUUCGGUCGUAAGGGAGAUUUCGUAGCAACUGCUGGUUCAGAUGGCGUACUCCGAGUUUAUGAUGCCAGAGAAAGUGUUGAUGAAGACGUGACGGACGUGGCGGCGGUUACUGGCGGCUUUGCUGAUUCAAUAUGGAUGCUAAGUGCGGCAGCGGACAAUCGCCAUGUGAUCGCAAACUGUACUGUAAAAAUGAUGCCAGAGAUUGCUGUGUGGGAUGCAAUCGCCGGGGUCAAAGUCCGUGCCAUUAAAGCGUAUAACUUACCGCAGCCAUUGCGCAUGUUAAAUGACAAGGUUGGAGUUGGUAGGAUCGCUGUGGGGGUGCCCACGAAAGAUAGCUUUGAUCAUUACAAGGUACUUAACUUUGACGAGGGUAAAACUCUCCGUGUCUUACAAGGGAAAUCAAGCAAGAGAAUGGAAGCAAUUGGGUUUAUUGACGACAAAAGUUUCAUUGGUCUGUCGCGCGGAAGAAGAAACUUGAAGGUGUGGGACGUCACGACUGGAAAGGUAAAUUCAAUAGAGUACUAAAGUGAUGACGUCAUAAAAAUAAAAUUUCUGAAAUUAUGGGAUUUGUCAGGAUAUUCUAAAAGAACAAUGUCCACGAGGCCUACUUACCAAAAAUGAGCAUUUCGGGGCAAAUUGUCUCUGAGAUCGUAGCCCAGUUAUGCUUAGAAAACUCUACACAAACUCUUAUAAAUUUUUUUGGGUCGACCCAAAAAAAAUUAGAAGGGUUUGUAUCGAGUUUUCUGAGUAUAACCGGCUAACAUCUCAGAGACAAUUUGCCCCGAAAUGCUCAUUUUUGGUAAGUAGGCCUCUUGGACCUUGUUCUUUCAGAAUAUCCUGACAAAUCCCAUAAUUUCAGAAAUUUCAAUUUUAUGACGUCAUGACUUUAGUACUCUAUGUCUGUAUAAUAUGCCUGUGAAGUGUAAAGUGCAAAUCCUUCAAAGGCAUCGCCACAAACUUCUUAGGAUUCCAAACGCUCGUUUAUAGAUCAUAGCGAGGUAUUAGCCAUACCAAUGAUUUUCUAGUCUUUGAAAGCCUCCCGACCUCUAAGACACUCACGGAUAUAAUCAAAAUACGUGUUUUCAAGUUACAAUGAAGGGAAGUGUAGGAACCACAUGGCAACAUGGAAAGAUAGUCAUUUUUUAAUAAUAUUGUACUUCUUUUACAUCCCCAAAAUUGUUUAAAUUCGUGACCGUUGACAGCUUGAAACCAUACUUGAGCAGAAAUGAGAAUCUCCUUUCGUGGCCCCCUGUGAAGCUUUAUCCGACAUAAGGAAGCUGAUGAGACGAACACAACUAAAAAAUAGAACCUGAACCUCAAAACAGUGCAUCAGUUGGAAAACUUGUGGCGGUGUAGAGGAGUUUUGCAACAAACAGGAAAAUAAUCAAUAUGUCUUUUUAAAUAAUAUUAUUUUUACAGUAGCUUCCUGCUUUUAAUUCUUUUCGCUCUUCCCUUCUUGCUUUUUCUACGCACCCGAAGAUCCACUUUUUCGGUGGUCAUUACGAAUUCUAAGCGUCUAGUUGACUCAAUACAAUCUUAGCAAGUCCCAAACAAAAGAAAAAUAUAUUUGGCAAACCGCAACACAGAAAUUCUCGACCAGGAAACGGCAAAAAGUAACCCACAUAUACUCCAUUGGUGGCAACUGAGGGAAAAGACCGCGCUCGACUCUACCAAGCCUAAAUUGUUUUAACUACAGUCAAAUUCCUUUAUCACUUGUUAUUGUAACUUAUCGGCAGCAGAUGUUCGUUUGGUUAUUGUAGUUUGCUCGGUUGCAGGAGGAAGAACUUUGAGAGCCUCUUUAACCAACGUCAAACUAAACAUGGCGUCCAAACAGUUAAUUUAUUGACUAUACUCCUAAAGGUAUCUUCUGUGUAACUGGGUGAAUAUUUCUCUUACUUGGCCUUGAAAUUAUUAGUAGUAUCACAAGAAAAAAUAAAAGAUUCCCAAUAUUGGAUAUUUUAGGGCAUUUAAAGAAUACCCAUAAAAAUCACAAAUUUGGAAGAGUGACACAAGUUCCAACCAGGGAACUUGGUUGGGAAUUCCCUGGUUGGGACUUGUCUCACUUUGCCAAAUUUUGGAUUUUUUGGGUAUUCUUCAAAGACCCUAAAAUAUCCAAUAUUGGGAAUCUGUUAAUUUUUCCUGUGUAUAAGGCGCACUCGUUAGGCCUGUUUGGGCGUGCAAUCACAUUCACUUGCGGUGGAAACAUUAGCGCUGCCGGAUGACGUCAAACCGGUUAAACCACUCAAAAAUAGCACUUAAUGAGAUUCCUCUGCAUUUUAUCCAAAAGAUAAGGACAAAAGACUAUGAAGUCAUUAAAUCUUGUCAAACGAGUUAAAUCACCUAAAAAUAGCAUAUGACCUUAUUUUAAUGAGAAUCCUCAAAAGGCUAUGAUUUCAUUGGCGUUAAUGUAUUCCACCGCAAGUUUAUGAGAUUCCACGGUGGAAAAGGCCUAACCAGCUCCUAUACUACUAUAAUUAUUCUAGGUUUUAGAAGUUUUCCUUUUUAGCUCAAAAGACUGAGGCCAAUAAACAGAAAAAAGUAAACAUUACCAAACUUCAUCUCUCAUGUUACCACAUCUUUCCCAAGCUUACUUUCUCUCUGCCAACAGGUCGUUAAACAGUAUAAACUUCGUCAAAAGCAUCGCAUUGAAGCUAUUCUGAUAAGCGAGGAUGGCAGUACUGUGAUUUGUUCCCAGGCCAGUUUCUAUGUCCAGCAUGAAGAAUCUACAGUUCCCCUGCUGGCCUUUAAUACCAAGACCGGUGUACACAGGCAGCUGGAACCCGCUGAAGACGAGCAGCUGAAUUUGGAUGGUGCCGCGAUCACUGAAGAUGGGAAAUACUUUCUCCAGCAGCUGCAAAACGCAGGGAAAAGCGCUCUGUGGGACACAACAACGGGUCGCAUCGUAUACUUCUUAGAUGAUGCUAACUGGGGAAGAAGCAUGGUUGCGAUGUCAUCGAAGAGCAUGCGAGCGGUAACGAGCAACUCCGAUGGCAAUGGUGUGCAGGUGUGGGACGUAAAGAGUGGUAAGCUGCUCUAUGAAUUCCCCUCGGGAGAAAUCACCAAAAUUUACAUGAUCCAUGACGGCACCAUUGCAAUUACCGUAGAUACCAAAGGCUACCAACCAAGUUCGUUUGAAGCGUGGGACCUGAUCAAUGGGAAAAAGCUGACAACUUACACCGUUGACACAAACCCGUUUGCAAUUUGUCAGCUGGGUGACGAUAUUGCUUUCGCAGCAGUAGCCAGCGUCACAGUAAUGUCCCUCAGGCUGCAUCUUCCUGGAAAAAAGAGGACCAACCUGGGGCCAUCGUCUUAUGGUUCUUAUAAAGAGCUGAGUGAGUUUAAAGGAAUGUUGGAUGUCUGUGAUCCUGAUGAUGUUGAUGAAGAUAAAGACGAUGAUGAUUCAGGUGUCAUGCAGUGAUCAUGAAACCGCUUCAAAUGCUGUUUGCAACUUAAACAAAAUCAAGGACCUCCAGGAGUUUCCUUUCUGGAAUCUUUGUGUUGGAAUGAAUAGAACAAACUACGGCACUGUAGCCCUCGCCAUCAACCGGUGUUAAACUUCAGCCUUUAUAAUGAACGACAACACUCUUGUAUACUCGAAACCUAUAAGGGCUUUUUGAGAUUCUGUAGCUUAACAAAUAUGUGGAAUGAAUCUCCCACUCGUUUGUAUGAUAAAUGUAGAGAAAUAAGCAUCGGCUGGACUUUCCGCUACCUACAGGAAGUAGGGUGAUCAACUGGAAAGUAUAAGAUUAUCUAAGUCAACAAAUAGGCCCUGAUAAUAAUAAUGAUAAUAAUGAUAAUAAUAGUCUUUACUGCCAAAAGAUAAAAGUACAUAUCUUUUGUUACAUUCUAG